Messenger RNA from Candoia aspera, 2787 nucleotides. It is a transcript of the gene TSNAXIP1, whose product is annotated as translin associated factor X interacting protein 1. The transcript has 15 exons. The coding region runs from base 55 to 2091 and encodes 678 amino acids. Gene Ontology annotation, cellular component: cytoplasm. NCBI's taxonomy places the organism in Eukaryota, Metazoa, Chordata, Lepidosauria, Squamata, Candoiidae. The record is from RefSeq and is a predicted model, not a curated record.
UCAUUUCAGAAGUCCCACCAAUCUCAGGGUGUAACUGGUGAAAACUUGCCUGUUAUGAAAGUUUCAUCUCAGAAGAAACACAAAUAUGUGGUCCACUCUAGCAGCAGCCACUUGUCCACCUGGCCAGCCUAUGAACCAGGGCAAGGGAUUCUGCAGAACCGAAAACCAUGCACUCUCCCUGAUUGGCAAAGCACCAACAAACCUUCAAUGCCAGUUUCAACUUCAAAGCCACGCUACCUUGAAGAUCUAGAAUCCUAUUUGCGGGCCGAGCUGCAAGCACUCGACCUGACCAAAGGAAAAGUCCAGGAACUUAAACUCCAGCCUUUUAGAGAAGUAUUUGAGUGCUUCAUGGAGGAAUUCAAAACUUACAAACCUUUGUUGGCUUCCAUCAAGAGGGAGUAUGAAUUGACUAUAGCCCAUCUGCGGGAGAAGAUCUGCUCCCUGGAAGCAGUGAAUGGUGUUCUAGUCACAGCCUCUGAUCAAUGUACUCGUCAAAUCCUGGCUCUUCAACAGCAAGAGAAAAUUGAAAUAACAAAAUUGAAGGAGGAACGGCUCUUUUUGCUGAAGCUGAUUGACAAAAUGCAGGAGGAAAAAUGUUCUCUAGAGACUCAGGUGGCUAAACUGCGGAAGACAGUGGCAGAGGAAUAUCUUCGCUAUCUCAAUGAGUGUGAUGCCCGCAAGCUACUGCUUUUGGACCUCAAUGAAAUGUACCGUCAGAAGGAGGAAUUGAGGCUCACCAAGGAGCAAGAUGUUCUAGAGGAGGACACAGUGAAGCUGAAGGUUGCAUUGAAGGUAGCCCGCCAGGACCUCACCAAAGCUCAAGUGGAUCUGAACACCAUGCAGGCAAACUAUGGAGAUGUUGUGCCCAGAAGAGACUUUGAACUGCAGGAACAAAAAUAUAAUGAUUUGGCUGAGAAGAUGGCAAUGCUUCAGAAAGAUUUUAAUGACCUCCAUGAAGAAUAUGAGAUAAUGUUGGAUGUACACAAACAAGUUGCAGAGGAGCGAGACCGGUACUUCAGUGACCUCAUCAACGUCCAGCGGACAUCCACACCCCGCCCUGAUUGGAACAAAUGUGCAGAAGUGAUUCUUGGUGGAACUGAGCGCUGGAGCAACUUGUCGCUGGGCAAAACAAGUGACCAGCUGGUAGAUGUACUUUUGGAGGAAAUCGGCGGGGGACUCCUGAGAGAGCGCGACACCUUCACAGGACGGGGAAGAAGCGAAAAGAUUCCCCUGUACCUGAGGUGUGAUGGCCUGGUUAGAAACAAGAAGCUGUCCAAGCGGGAAGUAGUGGCCCUUCUGAGGGAGAUCUGGAGGGAAAAAAUUAUAUCAGAUCAACAGAAAGGAAAACAAUCUAGCCUCUCUGAAUUCUUCCUAAGCUUCUUUCAGAAAAGAUACGGUGAAGCUGUUGCUUUUGACUGGACUUACACCAUCUAUGAAAACCUCAAGCUCUUUCGGUCAAAUGAAACAAUGUCCUUGUUUCUUAACGUCCUGACAGGAUGUCUGGAUGAGGGAGUAUACCACAGUCACCUCCUGGAACUUAACAGCUUGUUAAAAGAACUGACUGCUGCUGACACUGAAAAUACUGGCCUGCUGUCAGAGGAGCAUUUCAGGCUUGCCUUAAGGACAGCUUUCCCACUAAAAACAGAAGAAGAGAUUCAGGAGUUACUUGAUGCAGCAGGCUUCAAGCCAAAUGCUGAUACUGUUUUGUACAAGCUGUUAUUCUUAGAAGAUGAGGAAGGGAAAACAGAACCUCUAAUUACAAAACUUAGGAACCAAUAUGUGAUUGAGAAACAGACAUAUCUGAAUGAACUACGUGCUGAACUAGGAACCUUGAUGGAAGUGAGGCCUGAUGACCUCAAGGGAGCUUUCUAUAUAAUUGACCAAGGCCUCACUGAGCAAACAUUGGAAUCUUACAUCUGUUAUGCCUUCCAAGUUCCUAAAGAACAACUGGACCCUGCUAUCUCCAUUCCUAUAGAAAUUCUGAUGCAAAGGCUUAUGGCUGGAGAUAUUCAUCGACGAACUACUCUGGGAGAGCCAAAACACAUGCCCCAAUCUCACGCAGCGGAAGAAUCAGAGCAUCCCAGCAUCUAAAUCAACCCACCUCCUCUCCCAUUCUGAGAUUCUCUGAAAUAAUAAAAUUUGAGACAGAACUGAGAACAGAAUUGCUCUGCCAGGGCUCACAGUUGAUAACUGAGCCCCAGAAGCAAAGCUGUGAUCCCAGCCCUUUUCUUAGGCUUAGCAUUACAAAGUCCAUUGUAUAUGCUGUUAAAAUAUAUUUUAAAAUCCAUGGAAAACAUUUAGAGCAUCCCAUUGCUCAGUCUGAAUAACUAAUUUCCAGUAAUGUAGGAGCAGUUUAAGGUGAACUUAAGUUUCAGGUUGUUUGCAAAAAGUAGCAAUACUUCCUCUCUCCAUACCAAUAAAUAUUCUGCAACUGGAAUCCAUGAAGAAAUUAUUAUAAAGUGACCGUUCAGCCAAGUGGAUGUUAAAGUGGCUUAAACCUAUGCAUUUUCAGAAAUUUCAGAUCAUAUUUAUAACUUUUCCAUUACCCACAGCCCAACUGGGGGCUUGAAAGUGUAGAAAAAACUAAUAACACAGAAUCCAGGGCAGCCAAGCAGAUGAAGAGAUAGAUAAUCUAAAUAACAAAGCCAAACAACAUAACCAUUUCUUUCUGGCAGUUCAACAUAUUUUUGCACUGAAAAAGGGAAGCUUAUCAAGUAUUGGAAAUGGAUGGUUUUCAGACUAGUAAUUUAAAAGUAGAUUGUACACUUUAUUUACAUAAGCAAUAAU